This is a messenger RNA of Exophiala oligosperma, 1723 nucleotides long. RefSeq lists its product as uncharacterized. Lineage: Eukaryota; Fungi; Ascomycota; Eurotiomycetes; Chaetothyriales; Herpotrichiellaceae. The transcript is spliced from 2 exons. Gene Ontology annotation, cellular component: mitochondrion. The record is from RefSeq and is a predicted model, not a curated record. The coding region runs from base 134 to 625 and encodes 163 amino acids.
UGAUCACUGACUACCUAAACAUUUCAGCAACCCCCUUGCAGAUCACACCUUUGAACUUCGUAGAGACAGAUGGUAUAGACUUGGUUACGAUAAAACAGUCCAUCAUACCUGUUAAAGUGCCUCAACAAUAACAAUGGACAUGGCUCCGUCCAUCAUUCCCGAACCACAUCGUCCAUCUUCCACCACCAGAACAGAAAAUAACCUUCAUAACCCUCUUCCCUUGUCGGCAUCUCAAGAAUCCGAAGUGCGGAAACUUUACUAUGCUCGUGUGAGGGCAAGAUGUGCAGACGAGAUUAAACAAUUCGCCGACUGCGCACGAGGAAAAACGUUCAGCGUGGCUUGGACCUGUCGAACCGAACACCGUGCGAUGAACAGCUGUAUGAUCCAAUGGGCGACGAAAGCCGAAGAAGAUGCCGCCCGAGAAGAAUGGUUCGCCGGUGUGCUGGAACGGAAACGGAAACGCGAGGAAGAGCUUGCCGCCGUCGAAAAAAGGAGAAUAGAAGUCAUCGAGAUGACCAAGAGACAAGAAGAAAAGGAGCGGAUCGAGAUGGAAAAAAAGAAGCUCGCAGAACAACAAGAGAAGAAUAAACAGGAGAAAAAGAGCGGAGGGUCUUGGUGGCGGUGACCUUUUUCGUUUCGGCUUUUUUUGUAUAUCACGGACAACGAGCCGGAUCCUGAGUUCCAAGAUUUGGGCUGUGCCAGAGUUUGUUGCACACGCGAUGCCCUCAGACCCAUCGUUGACUCCUCGGAAUAAAAGCGACAUGCGGCCACGCGCCCUCGCCGUUCCCAGCCGGACGACCGCCGUUAUGAACGACAGCCACUUCUUGUACCAACAAAUCUCCCCUCUCAGCUCCAUAAAUUGACGACCUCCAUCCGAUCAAAACGACUGUCUCGCUCCAAGCCGACUUCACGCAUACUCCACCACCAUUGGGGGGACAAUAGCCAAGGUCGACAUCUACCUCCCAAACUCGGCGACUUCCAUGCACCUUUUUGCGUUCGCUUCACACGAUGCCAUGGCGGGCGCUCUUUCGAACUAGACAUUGUGUUUGUCGGUGACCGCUUGUCUUACAAGAUGUUUCUUCUCUUGUCGUUUGGCGUACAGAGCAUAUCCCGCCACAAGCCAGACGAUGCAAUUUGCGAAGGCGAUCAGAAACUCGAGAGGUGUGCAUGCGUGGCUCGUACCACGUUGGGUCGUUGAUCCUUCCAUGUGAAGAAUUGAAAAGUCCGAUUGCUGGAGUCGACGAGGUUUCAAAUCUACUUGUAUCUGUGAUUGAUGCGCCUGGGUGGGUGCGCCUGUGAACCUGGGUACAAGUGUUGUCGACGAUACAAAAUGCUGUGUUGGGAAUUUCAGAACAUUAUUAUACCUUGUCUGGCAGCGCAGCAAACACUAUACCUCAAAGCCAGACACUAUUUGAAUUGUGCUCUUGUUGUUACUACUGCAAUACUACUGCAUGAAGAUAAAGAUAAGAUAUUCCACCAAAGCAAACGCCAUGAAUUGCUCUACCUCGUAUGUUUGAAUAACUCAGCGACCAUUGUUGAAGCAGGGGGGAAAGAACAAACAGGGUGCAGAACAAACAGACACAGCAGAUUACAAUCAGAUGUGCAAAUAUUAUCCUCGGUUGUUACAAGAUGACAAGAUAUCAAUAUCAAUGUCUUUGUGUGGUGUUUUAGAUCGAUAUGGAACGCAUUGUAUUCAAUACCCAAGGUAUACAGUAUGUUUGCG